AUGGCGGACGGCCGCAGGACACCUGCCAGACGCGGCCGCUCUGCCGAUGACAUCAAUGGCCGGUUGCGUGACAGCCACGUCCGGUUCUCGGAGGAACUGAGGCGGGAGGGUGAUCAGAGACAAGAGAGGCAAGGAGGGAGCCGCGCACCGCCGCUGCGACUCGACACGGCCCUCUACACGAUCCAGUCGCGCGUCGAUCCCACGGAGGCGCAGCGGCAACGCCACCCAGAUGCUUUCGGCGAGACGGAGGGCGAGCCAUCUGCGUCGGCGCCCACCGGCCCUUCGCAGGACGAGGAGGAGUAUCGGGGACGGCCGAGCGCCGUGAGCUUCGGCGGAUCACCGAUUUCCAUCACGCGCCGCCCCCAUAUCCCGGCGUUCGACGCGCCCCCCAAGGCCACCUCGAGCGUGACCAACAGCGAGAACAUAGCCGCCGCCAAGGACACCCUCGCGCGAUACAGGGCCCUGGUGUCGCGGCAGCGCGAGCGCCAGAAGCAACGGCUCAGCGCGCCGUACGUCAAGUUCAAGAAGAGGGCACAUGCGCUUUACAACAGCUAUAUCGUCGAGGGACUGCUGCAGCAGAAGCCCCUGCCCCCGAGCGUCGACGGCAGGCACAUCCCCCUGCGGCCCGGCCUCGCGCGGCGCAAGCCGCUGACCGACGAGCGGACGGGCAAGUCGUACAUUACCAACUUCAUCCGGUCGACUCGGUACACCCUCUGGGACUUCAUCCCGAAGCAAUUAGUCUUCCAGUUCAUGAAGUUGGCGAACAUGUAUUUCUUGAUCAUCGGUAUCCUACAAGCGGUCCCUGGAUUGAGCACGACUGGAAAGUACACGACAAUCGCGCCUUUGUUGGUAUUUGUAGCCCUGAGUAUGGGCAAGGAAGGGUACGAUGACUACCGGAGGUACAAGCUCGACCGAGUGGAAAAUUCGAGCGACGUAUGGGUACUGGACCCUGACAGGACUGUGACCGGUGGUAAAGCGCGGCGGAUGAAACCCUUCAAAAUGCACAUGGGCAGGAAGCCAAAGACGGCCGAUCAGGAGAUGGGCAUGACGGAGCUCGAGAGGUCCGACAGCACCAGAGACGACGUCGAACCGUGGUCACCGAUCAAGUGGGAGAACAUCAGGGUCGGCGACAUCAUUCGGCUGUCGAGGAACGAAAACGUCCCUGCCGACAUUGUUCUCCUCCGUGCCUCUGGCCCCAAUGGCAUCGCGUAUAUCGAGACCAUGGCCCUCGACGGAGAGACCAACAUGAAGAGCAAGCAUGCUUCUACGCUACUGGCCAAGCAUUGCUCUUCGAUCAGGACGAUGGAGGCCUGCAACGCAGAGGUCGUUUCCGAGGAUCCCAAUCUUGAUCUGUACAGCUACGAAGGAAAAGUCAUUGUCAACGGAGAGACUCGCCCUCUCACCCUGAACGAGGUGGUCUACCGUGGCUCGACUCUGCGCAACACCGAGGAGGCGGUUGGUCUUGUCAUCAACACCGGUGAAGAGUGCAAGAUCCGCAUGAACGCCAACAAGCAUGUGCGCGCCAAGGCGCCUGCACUGCAAGAGAAGGUGAACCGCAUCAUCUUCUUGCUGGUGAUCUUUGUCCUCCUCCUGACCCUCGGAUGCACCGUCGGCAACAUCUGGUGGAAUCCUAGACACGGCAAGAAGGCUGGAUAUCUCGACCAUGCCACCCCGCCGUUCAAGGCUAUCUUCCUGGGCUUCAUCAUCAUGUUCAACACUAUUAUCCCGCUGUCCCUCUACGUCAGCUUGGAGAUCAUCAAGGUUGGCCAGUUCAUCCUGAUGCAAGACGUGGAAAUGUACGACCCGGAGACGGACACGCCCAUGGUGGCAAACACGACGACCAUCCUCGAGAACUUGGGCCAGGUCAGCUAUGUCUUUUCCGACAAGACGGGCACUCUCACCGAGAACAAGAUGCGUUUCCGAAAGAUGAGUGUCGCUGGAGCCGCGUGGCUGCAUGACAUGGACAUUGUCCGCGACGCACAGGAGAAAGACCUGAAGGAGCGCGUGAGAGUCAUGUCGAUGCAACAAGGCGGCAAAGGCAAGGGGAAGCAGAGCUUCACAUUGCCGAGGAAGGUCUCAACCCAGACCAUUCGGACUCUUGACAAUGCCACCGAACAGGCCGAUGACCCCUUUAUGGCCAGAGAUAUUCCAAGAAGGUCAACAACAUCGGCGUCUCGCUGGAGGUCGUCCGUUCGCCCGGACCACGCCCAGCCCGAUAUGAAGACUGAGGAUCUGAUCAACUACCUUCGCCAAAAGCCUCAUACGACCUUUUCGCGAAAGACCCGCAUGUUCAUCCUGUGCAUUGCCCUCUGUCAUACCUGUCUGCCCGAACGUCAGGAGGACGGCGAGAUUACCUUCCAGGCGCCUUCGCCUGAUGAGCUUGCGCUUGUUCAAGCCGCACGAGAUAUGGGCUACCUCAUGGUCGAUCGCUCUGCCAACACCAUCACUCUCCAGUUCCGAGACCUCGACGGCUCGCCAGUCACGGAAACCUUCGAGGUGCUGGACGUGAUCGAGUUCAAUAGCAAGCGGAAGCGCAUGUCGAUCAUCAUCCGUAUGCCUGACGGGCGUAUCUGCAUCCUCUGCAAGGGUGCCGACAGCGCCAUCCUGCCACGUCUCAAACUCAACAAUCUCGCACUUCAGAAGGCCUCGGCGGUCGAGCGUAGAGCUAGUGUGCGGAAGAGCAUGGAGCAGGAGAGGGCGUUGCGCCGACAGAGUUAUCAGACCACGCCCCGUACGAGUCUAGUGCUCCCGCGCACGUCUGCAACGAUGCCUCGCAGGAUGAACACGAUCAAGUUUGGAACCUCUCAAACAUCCAUGGAUGUUCUGCCGCGCCGUUCGGUGAACCUUACCGGCGAGGUCGACGAGUGGCUUACGCGCCGCGAGUUGGCGGACGUUGACACGACCCGGGGCAACGACGAUGCCUACACCACGCCCCGGCAGUCCAUCGCCUUGAGCAUCUCGCGAGACUUGCCCAGCUCGCCUGUGGUCGAUCUCUACGACGGUUUUGUCGACGAGUCCAUGGCUGCGAAUGAGGGUGCCAUCUUCGACAGGUGCUUCCAGCACAUCGAUGAUUUCGCUUCGGAAGGGCUUCGCACACUUCUCUUCGCUCACCGGUAUCUCGAGGAGGAGGAUUACAGGAAGUGGAAGGUGAUCUUCCAAGAGGCUACUACCAGCCUCUCGGAUCGCCAGAACCGCAUCGAUGCUGCUGCGGAGCUCAUCGAGCAGAACUUUGACCUCUCUGGUGCUACGGCCAUUGAGGACAAGCUGCAGCAGGGUGUCCCCGAGACCAUCGACAAGCUGCGUCGGGCCAACAUCAAGGUGUGGAUGCUGACUGGCGACAAGCGCGAGACCGCUAUCAAUAUUGCGCACUCUGCAAGGAUAUGCAAGCCAUUCUCGGAGGUCUAUAUUCUUGAUGCCAAGGACGGCGAUCUCCAGGAGCGCAUUGCUUCCACACUGGUCGACGUCGGCCGUGGUAUGAUGCCGCAUUCAGUGGUGGUAAUCGACGGGCACACGCUAGGUGUGGUCGAGGCCGACGACGACAUGAGGGUGCUGUUCUUCGAUCUGGUCGCCCGCGUCGACUCGGUCAUCUGUUGCCGUGCCUCUCCGUCCCAGAAGGCAUCGCUGGUAAGGUGCAUCCGUGAACGAGUCCCGGACUCUGUCACCCUGGCCAUUGGAGACGGAGCCAACGACAUCGCCAUGAUUCAAGCUUCGCACGUUGGCGUUGGUAUCUCUGGUCGGGAGGGUCUGCAGGCAGCGAGAACCUCCGACUUCUCCAUCGCUCAGUUCCGCUUUCUGCAGCGCUUGCUCUUCGUUCACGGCCGGUGGAACUAUAUCCGGACGUGCAAGUACAUCCUGGGUACCUUCUGGAAGGAGAUUGUUUUCUAUCUCAUCCAGGCGCAGUACCAGUACUUCAAUGGCUUUACGGGGACUUCGCUGUACGAGAACUGGAGUCUGACGGUCUUCAACACGCUCUUCACCUCCUUGCCCGUCAUCCUGAUUGGUAUCUUCGAGAAGGAUCUGCGCGCCGAGACCUUGCUGGCGGUGCCGGAGCUGUACACGUUUGGCCAGCGCAAUAGCGCCUUCAGCUUCCGCAUCUAUCUGGGAUGGAUGUUCAUGGCCGUCACGGAGGCCGUCAUCAUCUUCCGGAUGCUCUACGCCUUCUUCUCCCAGUCCCUCUUCACCAUGGACACGACGCUCUACGCCAUGGGCACCGUCGCCUUCACCGUCAGCGUCAUCUUCAUCAACAUCAAGAUGCUGGCCCUCGAGAUGCACCACCAGACCGUCAUCUCCUUCCUGGGGCUGACCGUCUCCGUCGCCGGCUGGUUCGCCUGGAACGUCUUCCUGUCGGCUGUCUACGGCCACGGCGGGCCCUACCGCGUGCGCAAGGAGCUGCUCUGGAACUUUGGCCGCAAGUACUCGUGGUGGCUCACGUGCGCCGUCAUCCUGGCCGCCUGCGUCGUCCUGGAGCUCGUGGUCACGAGCGCGCGCCGGGCGUUCUGGCCGCGCGACCAGGACGUGGCGCAGGAGUUUGAGCACUACGACGGCGUGCGCGACGUGCUGCGCGAGCACGCGGCGGAGCAGGGGGAGGCUGCUGCUCCUGCUGCUGGCGCCGCCGCCGCCGCCGAGGCGCAGCCGCCCCGCGGGUAUCGGGAGGACGGCGUGGACCGCAUGACGAGCUGGGGCUGGCAGGCCGCUGGCGAGGGGAGCGGCGAGGGCCCUGCCGCGGCGGAGCCGAGGGCGCCGGACGCGAAGCGGGGGAAGGGCGACGGCCCCCGGGAGACGGUCGUCGAGGUGACGCCUGGGCCUAGGCCUGCGCCGAAGAGGAGCAGCUGGGCUUAG
Thyridium curvatum is the source of this 4839-nucleotide messenger RNA. RefSeq lists its product as uncharacterized. The record is from RefSeq and is a predicted model, not a curated record. Bases 1 to 4839 code for a protein of 1612 amino acids. Gene Ontology annotation, cellular component: plasma membrane. Gene Ontology annotation, biological process: intracellular protein transport; phospholipid translocation; post-Golgi vesicle-mediated transport. Gene Ontology annotation, molecular function: magnesium ion binding; ATPase-coupled intramembrane lipid carrier activity; ATP hydrolysis activity. The transcript has a single exon. Lineage: Eukaryota; Fungi; Ascomycota; Sordariomycetes; Thyridiales; Thyridiaceae.